AUGCGCGAGUUUCUUGAGAUUACAUGCCAGGAGCGCGGCAUUAAGCCCAUCUACAAACCAUUCUGGCUGGAUCUCCCGCAUGCUAAUAUAUUCCAAUCCAUCACGCCGGACGUGUUACAUCAACUCUACCAGGGUAUUGUAAAGCACCUCAUCGAGUGGAUCAAGGAGGCAUAUAGCGAAGCCGAAAUUGAUGCUCGUUGUCGUAGACUUCCCCCAAACCAUAAUAUCCGAUUGUUUCUCAAGGGUAUCAGUAAUCUCUCGCGUGUUAGUGGAACGGAGCACAAUCAAAUCUGUCGCUUCCUGCUCGGCAUUGUCAUUGGCAUACGGUUGCCUGGAAAUCUCAACAAUGCUCGCCUUACUCGUGCUGUUCGUGCCAUCCUUGAUUUCCUGUACCUUGCGCAAUACCCUUGUCAUACGGACGAAACACUGGCACUUCUCGAUGAUGCCUUAACACGCUUUCACGACAAUAAGGACAUCUUCCUUGAUCUUGGAAUCCGCUCGAAUUUCAACCUUCCGAAGCUUCACGGCUUCCGUCACUAUGUACAUAUGAUAAAAACGUAUGGUACAACUGACAACUACAACACCGAGUACACAGAACGUUUACACAUCGACCUCACGAAGGAUGCCUAUAGGGCUACCAACCAUAAAGACGAGUACACUCAAAUGACACUCUGGCUCGAAAGACGGGAGAAGAUUCUAUGGCACGACAACUUUGUCCAAUGGCGUCUCGUUGGUGAUAUUGCCCCGCAAGAAAUCAUACCUCCAGACAUGGAUUAUCGUCGCGCAAUCAAGAUGACUAAACACCCGACCAUCAAGCGUGUCCAGUUGGACCGCAUUGUGCGGGAGUAUGGCGCCACAUUUUUCACUGAAGCUUUGGCUCGUUACGUCGUCGGGAGAAAUCAACCUGGUUUGUCUGCAGCACAACUCGAACGCGAGGCCGCUCACAUCAUUAUUCCCUUUGAUACUGUGGCUACGUUCCACAGGAUCAAAUUCAACUCAAUCAAUGCUCGGGGGAUCCAGGACUCGAGUGUCACCGUGGAUUCUGUCCAUUGUCAACCAUCACAAGAGGACAAGCGAGGGCAUAUGAUCCCCGCGCGUUUUGACACAGUUUUGGUCAACGAAGGGGACGGCGGGACAACAGGCGUGGAUGGUUACCGUGUUGCGCAAGUCCGUGUCGUCUUUACGCUAACAAAUCAAGCUUCGAAUGUGUUAUUCCGCGCUGGACCUGCACAACCACCCACCCACCUUGCCUAUGUGGAAUGGUUCACUCCAUUCCAGCAACCGGAAUCACACCAUGGGUUGUACAAAGUUGCCCGCUUGAUUCGUCAUGGAGAACGUCUGGCAAGCAUCAUUGAGAUAUCAGAUAUCUGUAGGAGCAUUCAUCUUAUACCUAAUUUCGGCGUAGCGGCACCUCGUGAGUGGACGAGUAGCACUGUUCUGGAGUGCUGUUCCACCUUCUUUGUAAACCCCUUCAGUGACCGACAUGCUUAUUUAACACUUGUCUGAGCAUUAC
Suillus fuscotomentosus is the source of this 1513-nucleotide messenger RNA. RefSeq lists its product as uncharacterized. Lineage: Eukaryota; Fungi; Basidiomycota; Agaricomycetes; Boletales; Suillaceae. The coding region runs from base 1 to 1506 and encodes 501 amino acids. The transcript has 3 exons. The record is from RefSeq and is a predicted model, not a curated record.